GUGAAGUCAGUAUGAAACAACAAGAAGACAGAGGCAGGAAAACUAUUUUCUUGCCUUGGAUAAUUUACAGCAGAGGACAGAAGACAAACAGCGGAGAAAUCAGCAGUGAUCAGAAUGUCUGAUCCAGACAAGAAGUUGGAUUUGCGUCGAUCAGAACUGUUUGAUUUCCACGGAGUCUCAAUGAUCCACUAUGUCACAGACAACUGGGAGAACAUUCAAAACUUUCAGGCCAGGCCAGAUGACAUACUUAUUGCAACAUAUCCCAAAGCGGGAACCACAUGGGUCUCCUACAUCCUUGACCUGCUGCAUUUUGGUCAAACAUCCCCAGAGCGUCAGACAUCCAUCCCAAUCUUUAAAAGAGUCCCUUUCCUGGAGAUUUACAUCCCAUCUAUGGAUACAGGAGUUGACCUGGCGAACAACCUUCCCACCUCUCCACGACUCAUUAAAACUCAUUAUCCAGUCCAGUUUGUGCCAAAGUCCUUUUGGGAGCAAAACUGCAGGAUUGUCUACAUGGCCCGCAAUGCCAAAGACAGCGUGGUCUCUUAUUUUCACUUUGAUCACAUGAACAUGUUGGAGCCAGAUCCUGGAGACUGGAGCAGCUACCUCCACAGAUUCAAAGAGGGAAAGAUGGUGUUUGGAUCCUGGUAUGACCAUGUGAACGGCUGGUGGAAGAAGAAACAGACUUACUCAAACCUCCAUUACAUGUUCUUUGAAGAUAUGGUUGAAGAUACUGGACGGGAAAUAGAGAAACUCUGCCGCUUUCUUGGUUUGUCUCCUUCAGUGGAGGAGAAGAAACAAAUUACAAGUGGAGUGCAGUUUGAUAAAAUGAAAAAGAACAACAUGACCAACUAUUCUACUGUCCCAGUUAUGGAUUUCAAAAUGUCUCCUUUCAUGAGAAAAGGGAAGGUUGGUGACUGGAAGAACCAUUUCACUGUGGCCCAGAGUGAAGAGUUUGAUGAAGGCUACAAGAAGAAGAUGAAGGAUCCUACACUUCAGUUUCGCACUGUCGUCUGAACAGGACUGGACAGCGUGUUGAUGAUGGUCAAAUUAUAUUUGCCUCUAACCUGACAGCAGAGGUGUAAAGUGUGCCUUUUUGAGAUUUUUAUCUGAAUUAAGGCUGUGAAAUACUUAUCAGGUGGCACAGUGUCAUGUCUGAAGGUCAACAUGUCUGUCAUAACAAGUGUCAUUACAAGAGUUGACUAAUUGAAAAUAAUUUGCGAAUGAUUUAACUAACCAACAAUCCUGAAAUGCAGAAAAAAUGUAGACUCUUAGUACCAUGUCCACCAUACUACCCAAAUAUUUCUUAAGAAUGAGAUGUUAAUGUGAAUGGAAAGAACAGCUGUGUUACACUGUUUCGACUGAUACUAAUAAAUGAG
Chelmon rostratus (copperband butterflyfish) is the source of this 1376-nucleotide messenger RNA. Its product is annotated as cytosolic sulfotransferase 3-like. The transcript is spliced from 8 exons. NCBI's taxonomy places the organism in Eukaryota, Metazoa, Chordata, Actinopteri, Chaetodontiformes, Chaetodontidae. Gene Ontology annotation, cellular component: cytoplasm. The record is from RefSeq and is a predicted model, not a curated record. Gene Ontology annotation, molecular function: sulfotransferase activity. Gene Ontology annotation, biological process: sulfation. Bases 115 to 1014 code for a protein of 299 amino acids.